CAUGAAAAUACUUCGUUUGUUUUUGAUUUUCCUAUAAUAGUAACAUUUGACAUUCCCGGCCUUCCAUACUUUAUACUUUCUAUAUCUAAUAAGUAUCUGCACGUGAUCUAUAACACCCAAUCACAGCACUGGUUACUUCUUGGUCAAAAUUUCAAAAUGGCUUUGUUUACAUAGGUACCUCAUUUAUACUUGUGCAUAUAUAUAUUUUUUGGACUGGAAAUUAUACAUUUUCCAGGAUGAUGAAACUAUGAUGUCAUUAUGAUGCCAAUUUGAUGAUGCUUAUUAUGAUACAUGAUUAUGAUGACACAUAUUAAAAGUCUGCAAACAAAAAUUUGUCAUCGUCCUUAAAGGAACCCAUACCAUGUAACAUCUAAAAGCUAGUCGGAAAUACAUCACCAGAGGAAAUAAAAUCCAAUCAAAUCAAUUACAAAAUAUAGUAAUAAAGAGGGGCGGUGAUAAUGGCGCCCAACAUUUUCAGCAGACUGUACAUAAUAGUGCACAUAACUGAGAUGACUAUAUGGAAUUUCAUAUUCCAUUAAAUUGUACAAGAGCAUUUUGAGACUGUUGGACUAACAAAUAAAUGGAAACUUUUAUACGGAUGCCGGCAGGAAUCUACAUUCAGGAUCUUAGGCCUACCACGAUGGAAAAGACUGGAGUAUUAGGAGGAAUUCUGAGGAUUUAGGAACAGUGACAUUCUGUGUUUCAGAGAAAGGAAGUGUUGUACUUUUGUGGCGUUUUGAUAACGCAGUGUUUAAUUAUUAUUAUUUGGAAUAAUUUUGGAUUGUGUGACGAUGAAUAUGUGAGUUGAAUUUUCUUUAUAUGUAUUAUUUUUGUUGUGCGGUAAAUUAUUUUUGUAUCAGUUAAUUUCUGAUUUUUGAGUAAGCCAUACUUUUCAUAAAGAAGCUGAAUAUUUUGCAUACAUAUUGUGUUGAAGAAGUGACCAUCACAUAUUAACACAGACUAAUUGCAUGCAAAUCCCCCUACUAUUUUCUUUCUGUAAAUCUACGUUGAAGUGAAUCCUUACAUUAUUGCCAGGCCAUAUUGAUUUUUUUCAUUGAAAACAGGACUUAGUUUCUGGAGCUAACACGAUUGAUAUUGUUGAAAUACCCCGCUUUAAUUUCCGAUACUUCUCGGAUUAGUAAUGACCCGAUAAGAUAUACUGUCCUAGUCAGUCGUCCCUGUAGCCCAGUGGUAGUGAUUGGCGCAAUCAGAUCUCAAAGAUCACGGAUCGAGUCGCGGACGGAGCAAAAUUUUUUUUCCAAAUCGGAAAGAAAAAGUUUUUCUAUCAGUGAAAAAUAAAUCCUUGCAAGGUAAAUUAAGAUUUUUUUCGCGUGUUUUUUGUGAUCAAAGUAAAUAGUUGCAAUAUAACUAUUGCAAAAUUUACUUGAUAUCGUGUCGUUUUAACGGGUCGCGCGAAACACAUACAUUUUCCGUAAUACUUUACAGACAUCACAUACACAUACAAUAUUUCACAACACAGAAAAAAAAAUCAUGAAAGUGAAUUAAAUGAAAUCUUGAACACAUUGAAAACACGUACAUGUAAAUAGUGAAUACAUAUUGUAAGAAAUAGUUCGUAUGCAUAGAAGUAGUAUAUGUGAACUGAAAUAUGAAAACAAUACAGGGAAAGACUGAAAUUAUUGAAAAUUUGAAUUAGUAUAUUGAAUGAAACAAGAAAAUACUUGUACAAAAACUACGGAACACAAGAAGAAACAUCAGUAUAUUGAAAUAAAACGAAAGUAGUGAAAAUUUCAGUGUAAAUAAAAGACUGCAAAUAUACAUAAAUACUGAAAAUAUAUAUAAAUUCUGCAAAGUUGUAAAAGUACGGCGUACAAAAAGAGACACGCACCGCACACGGAUUAAUUAAAAGACAUAAUCAUUGUUUUAUAUUGACCGGAGUGGAGGAAUUGAUAGGAUAUACACAUUGAGAAUUUGAUUAUUAUCUAAUUGAAAUAAAGUAGGAAAGAACGGCCACGAAAUAUCGAGCAAAUGUGAAGAGACUUUGAAAUUGAAAGUGAAGUUAGAGACAGUGAAAACAUUACACAUAGUCAAUAAUGGCAUCGAAUUUGCCUGAAAGAGAAUUAAGAAGGAUCGACAGAGAAAGGCGAAAGGAAGAAGAUAGAGUACAAAUGGAGAAAGAUAAAAGACGUCAGAAAAAGGAAGACGAACAUAAACGUUUAAUGGAUGAAAGAGAAAGUAAAAUGGUAGAAUUACAAAAGCAGAGAGAAAAGUUGUUAGAGAAAAGGCGUAAAUAUAAGGAGAAACGUCAGCUAAUGUUAGAUAUGGAUAAGAAUAGAAAGGAAAGAGAAAAGUUAGAAAAAGAAAUGAAAGAUGUAUCAGUAAAUGAAAGUAUGGUGUAUGAUGAUGACUACAGUGAUACGGGUGAAAAAUAUAAUGAGCACGUUGUACAUGCAAUGGUACAUAAAGAAAACGUUAGUGAUGAAGAUAUAAAGGGGAAAAGUAAUGAAAGUGAUAAUAAAACGGAUACAACAGGUGCAUAUAAAGAUGAAGAGAAGUAUAGUGAAAGAUACACAGAAAAUAAAAUAGAAAGUCACAGAGAAUAUGUGCAUAACGAAGACUUAUAUAACGAAAGUGAAAAAUCAGAUAGUGAUAGUACUGAAGACAUAGAAAUAAUUCCAGAAAGACAUAGUGUUUAUAGAAAUACAGAAAGUUUACAAAGUGGGAGGAUGAAAGAGGUAUAUAAUUACGAUGAUAGUGUUGAUACUGAAGAGUCAGACGAUGACUAUAAAACUGUUGAUCAAACAGGCGAUGCAGAUUAUAUUAGAAAUACUGAAGAUAGCAGUACGGAAAUAGAAGACAAUGCUGAUGACGAUAAACAAUUAGAGGAAGAAAUGAAAUGGUUAGAUGAAAAAUGGCGAAAGUAUGAAAAUGAAAACAUUCAGUUGGAAACAGACAUAAAACAAAUACAGAGUGAGGAAAGGAUUAGCAGUGAUACUACGAGAAAUAGACCAAAUAGAAAUGGAUCUGAAGAAAAGAGGAAGAAUAGAAAUAUCAAAAGUGAUAAAUGUGAAAAUGACAAUGAACGUAGGGACGAAGAACGUAAACUAAUAGAGAAAAUUAAACAGUUAAAAAUAAGAGAAAAGAAAGUGAAUGAUGUUAUAGAAAAGAAUAGAUUACUGAAAAAGAGACAGGCUGAGGAAAUAGAAAAAAGAAAUCAACGUAAGAAAGAAAUUAAAAGACAAAGAGAAAUAAAACAAGUGAAAGAAGAACAAAUAAGAAAACUAAAGGAAGAAGAAAGAAAGUUAAAGAGGAGAAUUAAAGCGAAAGAAACGGCUUUAUUAUCAGAUGAAGAAAGUGAUGAAAAAAGUAAUAGUGAUGACGAAGUAAGAGAAAGAAAAUCAGCUAAAAAUUAUAAAUCAGAAAGUUGGAAAGGAAAAUUACACAAACCUAACAUUCCAUCCUUAACAGAAACAACCUUCGAGGAAUGGAAAAUCGAAGUAGAGAUUAUUCUUAAGUCAGGGUUAUAUGAAGAACAUAUAUUGAGACAGGCAGUUAGAAAUUCACUUUGUGGACAAACACGGAAAAUACUAUUGACAAUGAGUUCAGAUGCUACAACAAGAGAAAUCAUAGAUAAGCUAGAUAGUAUUUUUGGUAACGUCAGAUCAGGAGAAUCAGUCUUGUCAGAGUUUUAUAUGUCACGACAGAAACGAAGUGAAACCAUUUCAGAAUGGGCAUUAAGAUUAGAAGGAAUUUUACAAAGAGCGAUAGUAAAGGGUCAUGUUAAAGAAGACCAGAAAGAUGAAAUGUUGAAAGUGAGAUUCUGGAGGCAUUUAUACAGCGAUGACUUGAAAAAUGCGACAAGAUUGUGCUUUGAAACCGCAAAGUCAUUUGAAGAGUUAAGAAGGAAAGUCAGAAUAGAGGAAAAUGAAAUGUCAACAGCAAGAGAAACAGAAAUAGAAUCCACAGAUAAAGUCACAGUAAAUCAGCAUUUAGAAGAAGAUGACCAAUCUACAGUAAUGAAGAUGAUUUUGGAACGAAUGAAAAGUUUAGAAGAACAACUUCUUAGGCUUCAAGAAAAAGAUAAAGAAGGCACUGAUAGACCUAAAAGAGAAGAAGAUAGAUAUUUAGAUAGACAACCUAGGAUGAGUAGAUAUGAUGAUAGAGGUCGAGAAAGAGAUAGAUAUGAUAGGUAUGAUCGACGGAAUAGAAGAAAUUACACAGACAGAUAUAAGGAUUAUGAGUAUAGAAAUCGAGGACAUGAAAAAGACUACCCAAAUAGAUUUGACAGAUAUGAUAGAAACAGAGAAGGAACUGAUAGAUACGGAAGGAGGUUUUAUGACAGAGAAAGGAAAGUUAGCGACAAAAGUGAUAGAUUUAGAGACACAAGUGAACGGUAUGGAAGAAGAGACUUCACAGAUGGAAAUCAUCGAAGAGAAGAACGAUAUGGGUUCGACAGAGAAAGAAGAUUCAGUGACCGAAUAGAUACUAGAUUUAAAGACAGAGAAGAACGUGAUACAGACAGAGAUUGGUAUAUGAAGAGAGAAGAUAGAGACAAUGAUACGACAGAGAAUAGAACAGAAAUGAGAAAAGAGGAGAAUGACAGAAACAGUACACCAAAACAAGACAACAAACAACCAUUAAAACAACAACAACAACAGAAACCGGAUACGACGAACAAAGCAAACUUCUCCAAGAAUUUAAACCGGUAG
Messenger RNA from Mercenaria mercenaria, 4667 nucleotides. Its product is annotated as myb-like protein X. The record is from RefSeq and is a predicted model, not a curated record. The coding region runs from base 2052 to 4667 and encodes 871 amino acids. Lineage: Eukaryota; Metazoa; Mollusca; Bivalvia; Venerida; Veneridae. The transcript has 2 exons.